Molecule: messenger RNA, 1927 nt
Organism: Hydra vulgaris (swiftwater hydra)
Lineage: Eukaryota; Metazoa; Cnidaria; Hydrozoa; Anthoathecata; Hydridae
Product: myosin heavy chain, striated muscle
Source: RefSeq, a predicted model, not a curated record
GGAAAUAUUACAAAUAUGGCUUCUAGGAAUUUUUUAUUUUGUAGAAUUUUAUUUUCUCUUUUUAAUACUGUAAUGUCAAUAGAUAAUUCAGAAAAUGUCUUUUCAAUCGUCAUUAUCUUCUCUUCACUGUCUUUUGAAAAUUCAAAAUAUGGCUCAGUUAAAAAUGAAACUUAUGGAUUACAACGCCUCAGUGAGAAGAAUCAGAAAAUAUUGUAAAAAAACUACAAACGAGGAAAUUCUUUCUCACAUAACAGAACUAGAUUACAAAAUCCAAGAUAUACUUAGCAUCUACAAAAGUGAACUGGGUUCAGUCACAGAUGAACUAAAUGCUUACAUUGCAGAAAGGAAUCAGCUACAUUUAGUUGCAAGCGAAUAUGGUGCGCUUUGUAAAGAGGUUCAGAACAAGUAUGACGAAGAAAAUGCAACAUGCAUCAAACUCAAAGACGAUUUUGCAAAAACACACCGUCUACUUACGAUAAAAGAUGAGCUUUUGUGUGAAUUGCGUAAUGCAAACGUCCAGCACCACAAUGAACAUUUGAAAACAUCUAAAGAACGAGACGAACUCGUUAGUCAAAACACAACAUUGAAAGUUAUUUGCAAUGAUAAAUCUCAAAAGCGUAUUUAUUUUGAAGCUUAUGUUCAAAAGCUGACGGAGCAAAUUCAUUUUGAGCGUGAAACUCAUGAGAAAGAUGUUAUUAGUCUGAGGAAUUGCAAUGCCACUGGCAAGCAAACUAUUGAAAUUGCAAACCAGAAGAUUUGCGAGAUUAACCUUGUUAUAGAAAAGCAUCAAUUACAAUUAAAAAAUUUGACUUCGCAACAUAUACGCGAAUAUAAUCACUUUUGUGAAAAUUUAAAGAAACUUUAUCAAAAUAAACUACAAGUACUUCAAAAGAACACAGAGAAGAAAAUUCAAGAUCUUCAACAACAGAGAUCUCAACAAACAGAGGAAAACAUUCGUUUGAAAGCAGUUAUUGAAGAAAUGAAUGCAAAGAUUAAUGAACUGGAAAAAAAUGUUUUUUCUUCGCAUGAACAAAAUACAACUCUAAACCACGCACUUGAAGAUGAGCAACGCGCUGCUGCAGCACUUCAGGAACUUGAAAAGAAAUUUCAACUACCCCAUGAAUAUUACAACACUUAAGUAAAAGACAAGUUUAACGUUGCUUGUAGUGAUAACACACAUAAAACAUAAAGUAUUAUCACAAUUAACAGAAGCUAAAGCAAAUCCAUUAAAAGUUUUUUCCUUUUUAUGUAGUAACAAAAAAAAAAAAGUAGGGGAAGGUGGGGAGAAGUCGGACACGUGAGUUUUUUUUUAGGGUAAUUACAAUACCUUUUUCACCAAUCAAAAUAAUCAAAUGGCGACGGAAAAAAGCAGGAAAAAUUUUAUUUUUAUUUUAGUCCCACUUCGCCCCAACGUAAACACUUUUUUAAGGUAUUUUUCAAUAUUAGGAUUACAUAGCGCACGCAGGAAAAUAAAUUUCUGCUGAAGAAAAGAAACUUAAUUGUUUACAUUAAAUAACAGUAUUUAACAAUCCUAAUUUGAAAUUUCAGGCUGUCCCACUUCUCAAGCGUCCCAUUUCACCACACUCUCCCCUACAUAUGAUUUUAAUUUUUUAACAUUUUAGCGGUUGUUAGCAUUUCAACAAUUCUUAAUUAUUUCCUAUUUUGAAUUUCUUAAUUUUUUUAGUUAUUUUCUCUCAGUUUUAAUUCUGAUCUAUAUUUUGUAUAUUUAUAUUAUAUAUAUAUGUAUGUUACGGUUAUGUAGAGUUUUUUUUAUGUAGAGUUUUUUUUUAUAUGUGGGGCUCGGCGAUAAAGCAAACUGUGCCUUUAUUUUGCUCCUGCCAUUAAUUUUGAUAUAUGCAUAUGCACUGUAAACAUUUUUUCACAGCGAAAUAAGUUACACCAAAAAAAAAAAAACAAAAAAAAAAAU